UUAUUAUUUCCCUGAGUAAUGUUUAAUGUUAUUAAGAAGGCAAUAGUUUGAAUAUAAAUAUUUUUUUUAUUUGAUGCCCUUCACAAUCGUUUCGUUUCCCAUACGUUCCGGUCGCUGCCAAUAUUUUGCUAAAAAGAAUAACAUUUUUCAGAUCAUAUGUUUUCUGUGCAGUAUUUUUGUCAAAGUGACGCCCUACAAACUUAGGAAAGUGCAAAUAAAUGUUACACCUUAAAAAUUACUAAGUCAAGGUCGAGUACGACGGUAACUGCAACGAAGCGUAUCCGUGCAGCUAGUAAAACCUGCCAGAAACAAGAAGUGAAUUUAUUUACUUUACGCAAGGGGCAAUGCAGCAAAGACCGGAGCAAUUUCAAAAGAAGGAGAAACAGGCAAAUACCACGUCACAAAUAACAUUGUCAAUCAUAAGUGAAUUUCGAGUGUGUCCACAAAAUUAGCGCUCAUUACUUCUUGAAAAGUUUUUUUUUUUUAGUUAAAAUUAUUAUUUUACGUUAAAAAGAAACAGCAGUGAAGUUGCGUCAUUGCCGGUAUUAGUGCGGUAAAUACGUGCAUAUUAUACGCUUUACGACUGGUGCUAAAUAACUACAGAAAAGUGCUAAAUCAUGUCCAACACACUGGAAGGAACACUUAGUAAAUGGACAAAUGUGAUGAAAGGCUGGCAGUAUCGCUUCUUCGUGCUGGAUGAAAAUGCUGGCCUAUUGUCUUACUAUACGUCGAAAGAGAAAAUGAUGAAAGGUGUGCGACGCGGCUGCGUACGCCUUAAAGAUGCCGUUAUUGGUAUAGAUGAUCAAGAGGACAACACCUUCACAAUAACUGUGGAUCACAAGACAUUUCACUUUCAGGCGCAACACAGUGAAGAACGCGAAAAGUGGGUUAGACGACUAGAGGACACCAUAUUAAGACAUGCGAAUCGCACUCGUCUGUGGGACAAUCAAAGCAAUUUCUACCUUGGUGGCUACCAGAAGGAUGUGGUAGGCAAUAAACGUGCAAAUCAUUUGGAGUUACUCAGCCGUCGUGUUUCGGAAGCGGACGCAUAUUUACAGUUGAUCAUUGACCAGACAAAUAAAAUCGAAAAACGUAUUGAGGAAAUAGCAGAUGCUGAGGAGAAAGCCAAGUGUAAAGCGUUGCAGGAUAACGCCAGUGCCAUGUUGGAUCAUAUCAAGCACUCAAUUGUAAGCUUACAAAUUGCCAAAAAUAUGGCGCAUCCAAUCAAUGGCAUCUACAAUGGCCCCAUAACAACAACCACCGGCAGCAACAGUGUCACCGCCAGUCCGACGAGCGUGAAUGCGGCAGCAUCUGGCGGCACGGGCGCGGUAGGCAAAGCAUCGCUCAAUAGCGCCAUUGAACCGGGCAUGGGUGCGAAGCUGGAUGCGAGUGGUGGGGAGGAGGAGGAGGAUUCCACCACAGAGAACGGCUUAUUGCCACAAACAGUGCUGCCACGUGCCACGACCAACACCACCACCACCAACACCCCUACCAUUGCUACCACCGCCGCUGCCAAUGAUGUACAACGGCACUUGCAACUACUUAAACUUGAACAACAACAGCAGCAACAAUUACAUUUGCAACAACAGCAACACCACCAACAACGCUUCCGUUAUCAAUAUCAGCAUAUCGGCAGCAUGUCGGGCCCCAUCGCCAACAGUAUCGAUAUUGUUGACAUAAUCGCCGAUGGCAUUGAAUAUGGUACUACGGCGUCCGAAAUUGCCACCAUAGCCGCAGUUGGUGCAACAACUGCUCCACUGGCUGUAGAUGUGCCUGAAACCUCUUAUUCCAGCAGCGAAGAUGAGGAGGAUUUCUAUGAUGCAAACGAUGAUCCCUUCACCAGUAUGGGAAACUCGCCGAGCUA
Messenger RNA from Ceratitis capitata (Mediterranean fruit fly), 1864 nucleotides. RefSeq names its product oxysterol-binding protein-related protein 9. Gene Ontology annotation, cellular component: membrane; intracellular membrane-bounded organelle; cytosol. Lineage: Eukaryota; Metazoa; Arthropoda; Insecta; Diptera; Tephritidae. Gene Ontology annotation, molecular function: sterol binding. The record is from RefSeq and is a predicted model, not a curated record.